AUGGUAACGACGCUCGGCCGGAAGAUGGCGGCCGAAUGGAACGGAGUUGCAGGUUUUUCGGGUUCAGGCCCUGGCCCUAGCCAGUGGCGCUGGAGCAGGUCUUUAUGGGUCCAAGGCGUUUUACUCCUGUUGGGCGGCCUCUGGGCAAGCUCCACAUCAAUUCCUGUCUCCUUGGACAGUUCCCCUCCCUGCCGGCACCACGUCCCCUCUGAGACUGAGGUCAUAAAUAAGGUUCAUCUUAAGGCAAAUCAUGUUGUAAAAAGAGAUGUUGAUGAACAUUUAAGAAUCAAGACUGUCUAUGAUAAAAGUAUUGACGAAUUGCUCCCUGAGAAAAGAUACCUCGUAAAGAAUAAACUUUUUCCACAAGCUAUUUCUUAUUUAGAGAAGACUUUUCAGGUUCGGAGACCUGCGGGCACUAUCUUACUUAGCAGACAACGUGCAACAAACCGAUACCUACAGAAGGAAAAUGAUCCCCAUAGAUACUGUACUGGGGAAUUUGCAGAGCAUACAAAAUGUGGCCCAGUUAUAGUGCCUGAGGAGCACCUCCAGCGAUGCAGGGUCUGCCGUGGGGGUAAGUGGUCCUGUGUGGCAGUGGGUGUGCAAGACCAAGAGGGCGUCCGGGAUGCAGACUUUGUUCUGUAUGUUGGUGCUCUGGCCACCGAGAGGUGCAGCCAUGAAAACAUCAUCUCUUAUGCAGCCUAUUGUCAGCAGGAAGCAAAAAUGGACAGGCCAAUAGCAGGAUAUGCUAACCUGUGUCCAAAUAUGAUCUCUACCCAGCCUCAGGAGUUUAUUGGGAUGCUGUCCACAGUAAAACAUGAGAUUAUUCAUGCCCUGGGUUUCUCUGCUGGCCUGUUUGCGUUUUACCAUGAUAAAGAUGGAAAUCCUUUGACUUCAAGAUUUGCAGAUGGUCUCCCACCUUUUAAUUACAGUCUUGGAUUAUAUCAAUGGAGUGAUAAAGUAGUUCGAAAAGUGGAGAGAUCAUGGAAUGUUCGAGAUAAUAAGAUCAUUUCUCACACUGUGUAUCUUCUAGUAACACCUCGUGUUGUUGAUGAAGCACGAAAACAUUUUAACUGUCCAAUUCUGGAGGGAAUGGAACUCGAAAAUCAAGGCGGUAUGGGCACUGAGCUCAAUCAUUGGGAAAAGCGGUUAUUAGAGAAUGAAGCAAUGACUGGUUCUCACACCCAGAACCGAGUCUUCUCUCGGAUCACUCUGGCAUUAAUGGAAGACACUGGCUGGUAUACGGCUAAUUACAGUAUGGCUGAGAAGUUAGACUGGGGCCGAGGAAUGGGCUGUGACUUUGUCAGGAAGAGCUGCAAAUUCUGGAUUGACCAGCAGAAACAAAAGAGACAGACGCUGAGCCCUUUCUGUGACACACUCAGAAGUAAUCCAUUGCAGUUAACUUGCAGACAGGACCAGAGAGCAGUUGCAGUGUGUAAUUUGCAGAAGUUUUCAAAACCUUUACCUCCAGAGUACCAGUACUUCGAUGAACUAAGUGGAAUACCUACAGAAGAUUUGCCUUAUUAUGGUGGUUCAGUAGAAAUUGCUGACUACUGCCCUUUCAGUCAGGAAUUCAGUUGGCAUUUAAGUGGUGAAUAUCAGCGCAGCUCAGAUUGUAGAAUAUUGGAAAAUCAACCAGAUCUUUAUAAAAACUAUGGUGCUGAAAAGUAUGGACCUCAUUCAGUUUGUCUAAUUCAGAAAUCAGCAUUUGUCAUGGAAAAGUGUGAGAGGAAGCUGAGUUACCCAGACUGGGGGAGUGGAUGUUAUCAGGUUUCUUGUUCUCCUCAAGGUCUGACAGUUUGGGUCCAGAACACUUCAUAUUUGUGUAGUCGAGCUGGGCAGGUCCUCCCUGUCAGUAUUCAGAUGAAUGGCUGGAUUCAUGAUGGUAACCUGCUCUGCCCAUCAUGUUGGGACUUCUGUGAGCUCUGUCCUCCAGAAAGAGAUCCUCCAGUUACUAACUUGACCCGAGCUCUUCCACUAGAUCUUUGUUCCCAUUCCUCUAGCCUGGUGGUUACUCUCUGGCUUCUGCUAGGCAAUCUAUUUCCUCUGCUGGCUGGAUUUCUUCUGUGUGUAUGGCACUAGGAAUGGAAAAGUGAAUUCUCAAGACAUUCCUUUGUGUCACGUUCCUCUGAACAAAGCACAAAUCUGGGAGAGUGCCAGCCUAGGCAGAUGGCAAAAGAGGCGUUCCUAACUUUGGCUUGGAAGCUUUGACCACAAUCAGACCUUGAAGCAGAACUUCACAGCAGUCACUCUUCAUCAGCAGCCCGACAGCCUCAGAGCUUGGAGGAGGAGAAGGAAUUCUAAGUCACCACGUCUUUAUUUGUCAGAAUGUAUAACCUGCCUGAAAUUUGCCUUUGAAAAUGGAAUAAUUGGUGAAAUUUUCAGAGUGAUUACAUACCCCAGCAUUUUCAUUAAUCUAAAAUGAAUACUGCAGUAAUUUUUAAAAUGGCUAUUAUAAGAUUAUAAAUUUAUGGAUCCUGUCCUCAAAAGUUAAAUUGUCCUUUGAAUUACAGAUAGUAAUUGAAUUGGGUUUCUGUAUCACUGUUAUAUUGAAUUUAAUGGCUGUGCAUGGUACACUUAAAUCAUUGUUCUCAUUGUCUAAAUGGUUGGGUUUUUUUUUUUAAAUGUUUUGCUAAAUCUUAUGAUUUGACCAUGCUUGGCUUUUUCAAACCAGCUGUGUGGCAGUUUACUACUUAACCAUUAGGCACUGGUAGCCCUUCCAGUUGUGUUCUCCAGUAAUUGAAUCAUGACAUGAAAAACUGUGGUAGCAGAGAGAGAAAAAUACUCUGCCAUGUAACACUGAAGACAUGCAAACAGAAGAAAACCUAAUUGUAUGUUUUUCAGAUAAUAAUUAUGAUAAAUGUAACCCAAGAAAAAUAGAACUAUUCUUUUUUGACCAAUGAAGAGAAAAAGAAAUUAUGGUACUACAUAGAGAGAUAUGCGGUUAUUUUCAAGUAGGCUAAGAAGUUAUUACAGAAGAAUAUCUACUAUCUGAAAAUUAUAUAUAAGAAGAAAAAUACAAGUCAAAACAAGGUGGUUUACUAAUGGCAAAGUGUAAGUUUGUUGUAGGGCCUAUUCAUCACCCACAAUAUAAGGCUUGGUCCGCAGAAGUCAGAAAAUUGCCUGUGCUUUAAAAGGAGGUGAUAUUCUUGAUAUGAUGUGAUUUCCGCCCAGUGCUCUGAAUGUCAAAGUGAAGAAGUUCAGUGAAGCGCAGGUAAAUGGCAGGAGUAACUAUGACUCUCUGAAGGUAGCCAAAUGCCUCGUCAUCUAAUUAGUAAUGCACAUUAGUAAUGCACAUGAGUGGAUGAGCAAGAUUCCCAUUGUCCCUAGCUACUAUCCAGAGAAACCAGACAGGGGAAUGGGUUUGGCGGACAAAAAACAAAAACAAACCAACGGUAAAAAGAGGUGAUGUUUUUUGCUUCCUGCUUUUGACCCUGCUCCCGUUACUACGUAGAUUCUCAUCCUCAGGAACAAUUCUGCUCCGGUACUAAAGCUUACCACCCCCUCUUAGUAAUUCAAUUCAAAGUUUUUUAGUGAUGAGUAAUGCCCAGUUCUCUAUAAAGUUAAUGAAGUCCUCAAACACCUGAACAGUAUUUUUUCAUUCAUUCAUCUAUUCAUUCAUUCAUUCACCUUUUAAUUUAGCAUAGUUAUUGAGCACUCCAUUUAAGAGAUUAUGCUAAGUGAGCAAGCAGUAUAAUUACUAAAAAGUAAUUCCAGCUGACCAUUUGACACUGGAGCCAAACUGCAACCCAGAAUAGAGGAAAGUUACCUUUUUCUAAUGCAUAAGUUUUAAAUAUGUAUUUGUAAGCAGUUUUAAAUUGGAGGUAUUUGUCAUUGUAAAAAAAAAAAAAGAAGAAGAAAGAAAGAAAAAGCUGGGGGUCUCUAGCAUAGCCGACUUCAGCUAAAGAGAAGUUAAUAGUAAUGGUGUCAGGCCAGUGCUUAGUUUUCUGCCUUUGUCACACAUUACUUUAAAGGUCAAGGAAAAGUAUAGAGUAUAUUUUUAAAGAAAAUUAUAAAACUCUAAACUUAUAUAUUGAUUGUGAUUAUGAAUCAUCCUGCAAAGUUGUAUAAAGAAUUUCACCAAAAGUAUGAUGGAUAAUAUAUUUGAGAUUCACAGUGGUAGGUUCAAUUAUAUUUUGACUGUUGUGCAGUAAUGCCAUUUAGGUAGUAUUGUUUCCGAGCAUGGUGCUUUUUAUACUUGAAAUAUAUUUUUGCUUUAUUUUUUAUUGAUAUAAUUAUAUUUGCACUAAUGACUUUCUGGAGAAAAUAUUAUAGAUGACAUUUUUUCUAUAUAUAUAUUUAUUAAGCUUGGAAUCUGAUACCCUAGUGUUUUCUCUGCACAAAUAAGGAACUUGAUAAGGUAUGUGGCUAAGAAAUCUUGAGUUUCUGAGGGUAACUAACAGCUCUGGUGUCUUCCUUCCUCUUCAGCAAGUCUUGAGAGUGGUUGCUUAUCACUGAUUCUUCAUAGUAUACCCCGUGAAGACUUAGAAGGUCACUGAACCUAUAAGAAAUGUUAAGAGGAGCAUUUGAGUCACUUAGAAUAUGGCUGUAGUAUAAAAACAGACUUAAAGUCUGAGAUUUCCAUGCAGAAUUAGUGGACUAGAAUUCAGCUUUGAACUGAAGAAUUCAAAAUGGCCUAUAUGUUGGUAUCCUGUGGCAGGAUGCCUUUUAUGUUAACAAAAGCAGUUCACCAAGAAGACUAGCAGACUGCAGCCAUGGUGGAAGUGAGAUGGGGGACAUGGUGGAAGUAGCUGAUUUGGGGACAGUAGACUGGAGUCUCUUUCUGACUCAAAAAGUGUGGAGUGCAUAUAAAAACGGACCAGACUACCUCAGUUUUCAGUUCAGAUUUAGCUUCAUUUUGAUAGUAUUAAGGUCCCAAUUGUCAAAAAUAACAAGUGAAUUUGUCUCUCAGGUUUUCAAGAACAGAAUUUACAGGAAGGCAGCAAAAGCCAUGUCAGCAGACUUGAGCUGACAGCUUUAAAGAAACUGGCAAACAGUUAGGUAGUCUUAAGGUAGACUCCUCUAAUACUCUCCUGAAGAAUAUCCUUUUCCCUUACUUAUUUCUUAAGGAUAUUUAUUUUUGUUAAGACGAAAUAGACGUUCUUAAAAUGUUAUAAAUUAUGCCUAAAAUUAGUUUCAGCCUAGUAUGUUGGCUUAGAGUUUAUCAGUAUUUGAAGAUGAAACAUGAAUUAGUGAAGUUUAAAUGGCGUUAGGAAGAUACAUAAAUAAACAUAUCUGAGUAUUCCAUAAAAUUUUAUCAAUAUUCUCCUCACUAUUAGAAGACCCAACUGUAAAAUGGCUAGCUGCCUUGUCAGAUUCUUUUAGCUCUAAUAUUCUAUGACCAACAUUCAUCCAGACUCAGUAGGUCACUGCUAGCUCUGAUCUGUGUCCUAGAGUAUGCCAGCUUGCGCAUCAUGUUCAUGACAGUGUCUUGGGCUCAGUGCCCUGGUGCCGUCCAUGUCCUUGGACACUGAGUGGAGAGAGAAGAGCCAUCUCUGAGGGCAUCUGAGCUGUCCUGAUAAAGGAGGUGGACUUUAGUCAUAACCCCACAGAUCAUUUCAUAGUGGGCACUAGUCAUUCAUGCCAUGUCCUUGCAGCCCUGGAAGAUGAAUAUAUUUUAAUAAGACUGUGCUACUCAUUCUGAAGAAAGAAUUUAUCUCCUGAAAGGACUACUACUACUAUUACUACUACUACUAUUACUUUAUCUCCUUCUCUUUCUCCUCUUCCUCC
Messenger RNA from Neogale vison (American mink), 5727 nucleotides. It is a transcript of the gene LMLN, whose product is annotated as leishmanolysin like peptidase. Lineage: Eukaryota; Metazoa; Chordata; Mammalia; Carnivora; Mustelidae. The transcript has 17 exons. Gene Ontology annotation, biological process: proteolysis; cell adhesion. Gene Ontology annotation, molecular function: metalloendopeptidase activity. The record is from RefSeq and is a predicted model, not a curated record. The coding region runs from base 1 to 2079 and encodes 692 amino acids. Gene Ontology annotation, cellular component: membrane; cytoplasm.